AUGGCCGAUCUCCAUGAGUCUCAGUCGUCUCCGGCUUACAACGUGAACAACGAUCCUCAGUCAGCAAUCGCAGCGAAGUCCCAAAAUCACCAUGCCGAUGCUUCUUUACCCCAUCCCCACCACACACACAUCAUCACCCAGGAGGGCACGCCGAGUGAGCCUAGCAUUGAUGAUCUCGGCCGAGCAGUCCAGGAUAUCGACAUCACCCUACAGAAAAAGCGGGUAGGGUCUGGCUCUUCGCUGGAUGGACAGGACAGUGGCUUGUUGAAACGUGAGAACUCAUUCGACGAUGAUCGCACCCACCUUUCGAAUUCGUCUACGAAAAUGACGAACUUCGAUUCCAAGAGCCUGGCAUCUGUCACUACCUUUGCAAUGGACGAGAAGGACUCGGUCCGACCCGACGAUAGUGCUAGUGUACAGGCGAACGACGAGGACGAAUCACUCUCGGGGCCUGCCUCUGGUGCCCCGAAUUCGGUAACUGGAUCCGAGGCCGGAGGACGUGGGUUUAGAGAUCAAUACCGCGAUGGCAAUGUGAUCCGUCCCCGCGGCAUUCUCGCGGCGCCUGGUCCUCUUUUCAAUAACGGUGGUCAGAGAGGUGCGGUAGGGAUUCCUCCAGACUCUGUUGCGAAUAAUUUCGUCGUCCCUGCUUCCCCGGGGGUGCUGGCGGAUGGCUCGAGCCUGCAUGGCUUUCCCUUGGAGCCUGAUGAGAAACUGUUGGAGGCCAUGAGGAAUCCCAGGGACCGACUUUUAACGCUUCAACUGGAGGAGAAAAUCCGCGUGUUCAUCAAGGAAUCCAACGAACAAUCUUUGGAGCUGCCUCCUACACAUGCAUUCGGUCGCCUUCUUGCUCAUAAACUUGGGGACUAUUAUCAUCUGACGCACUUUGUGGACAAUAAUGUGACGUCCGUUCGGCUUCAUCGAACACCGUUUUGCAGACUGCCUACCCCCAUCUCUGCCAUCCACGCCGCCAACAAUGACACCCAACCCCCAGUGGUUCCAGCUAUGAAGAUCAUGCGCCGAACAGAUGGAGACCGCCCUUCCACUGAGGGCAGUGUUGCAGCCAGCUCGUCCGCGCCAUCGAAGGCAACAUCAGAAGCAGGUGACAGUGGCCAGGGAGACGACCGUGCCGGUUCUACUACGAGCGCAAAGGAUCGACCGACUUUGAAGGAGCGAGAAGCCAAAUACGAAGAAGCUCGCGCACGAAUUUUCCGUGAUUUCCCUGAGGGUGCCAAGUCCGACGCUGGUGAUUCGAACCCCAAUAUGUCACGAUCUAGCUCCACAACUGGGCGCAAGAAGAACAACAGGAAUCGGAAUCCUCAAGACGAUGGCUUCGAGGCUCGUUCGCAGUUCAAUGCUUAUUAUCCGAGUACCCAGUACCCCAACGGAUCAAUUCCAUACAAUGGCACCAUGGGUGACGGGUAUUCUGCCAACCAAGCCGUUCCUUAUCUGGUUGGACCGGGUGUACAGCCUCCUUCUGGCGCGUACGUGGCACCCGGCCCGAACAACAGCAUGCACCCAGGGCAGAUGAACAUGAACAGCGUGCCGCAGUAUCCAAUGGCUGUAUCAUCACAGAUGCCUAGUAAUGGCUCGUGGGCGGGGGGAACUAUGCCGCAGCAAUCGCCGUAUUCUGGAUAUGCAUCGAUGAAUCCCCCCGGAAUGAUGAACCAACAGUCCCAGAACAAUUCUUCGCCGGCAACGAACAACUAUGCAAUGCCCCAUCCUCCGCAGUACCCGCAACCUGCCAGCUGGAAUCCUGCUCCAUACACCGGGAACUACCAUCAAUCUCCGCAACAGCGUAAUCAGCCCCCUGUUCAUUGGCCAAAUUAUCCUCAGCAACAGUCAAUGCCACCCAACAUGGCAGCCAAUACCUACGCUCAGUUCCCAGGGCAGCAUUUCAACCCAGCCUUUCAAAAUGGCGCCGGCGGACCGGGGAUGCCAGUAGGCUACGGCAGGUCCCACUUCAACCCCCAGACACGGGCCUUCAUUCCAGGCGGUGCACCCUUAUCGCGGCACCCAAGCCGAGGUACUCAGCCCAUGCCCUACGGCAAUGUGCAACCAAACUUCCAAAACCAACCCCAAUGGACCGGUUACCCAGAGCCAAUCCAAAUGCGAGGGCAAGAGCACUCGCCAAUCAGUUCAACCCGCAGAGUAAGCGUGAGCUCUCGCGAUUCAAUCGCCAAAUGGGGCACACCAUCCCAUCUUCCCCCGAAACCACCACCCUCCAAAGUGCCCUCCAAAUUUGACCUGAGUGGUCCAAAUGGAUCACCCUACCAACCCAGUGGCAUCGCUGGGGCCAGAAACGGGCCCCUGGUCGUCACUGGUGGAGGCGCCCCUUCGAAGGCCAAUUGA
Messenger RNA from Penicillium argentinense, 2349 nucleotides. Its product is annotated as putative R3H domain protein. Gene Ontology annotation, biological process: galactose metabolic process. Gene Ontology annotation, molecular function: nucleic acid binding. The coding region runs from base 1 to 2349 and encodes 782 amino acids. The transcript is spliced from 3 exons. The record is from RefSeq and is a predicted model, not a curated record. NCBI's taxonomy places the organism in Eukaryota, Fungi, Ascomycota, Eurotiomycetes, Eurotiales, Aspergillaceae.